Cercopithifilaria johnstoni is the source of this 447-nucleotide messenger RNA. NCBI's taxonomy places the organism in Eukaryota, Metazoa, Nematoda, Chromadorea, Rhabditida, Onchocercidae. The record is from the annotation of a GenBank genome assembly.
AUGAGAAUAUUGAUAACGAAUGUGCUGAUACUUGCUGCUAGCCUGGUUGUCAUCGCGGAUGGACCUAUGCGAUGCUAUCAGUGUAAUUCGCAGGAAGAUGCAAACUGUGAUUCCAGUGAUGCCAAUAAUCUAAAGCAAUAUAUCAAGUUGUGUCCAAUAUUGAAAGGAGGCACCUAUGAUGGUAAUAAACCCAUCGCAUGCCGUAAAAUUGUUCAAAAUGUGGAGGAAUUACCAACGCAAAUAAUCAGAGAAUGUGCUUAUACGGGUGAUAAGCAACUAGACGGAAUGCGUAAACAGGGCAGCAAAGCUGUCAAACUCUUCUACUACCAAUGCCAAAAUGUAGACGGAGAUACACCGUGCAACGGUACGCAACAAAUAACGACACGAUAUAUCUCCUUGUCUCUUCUCCUUUUAAUUAUAAUUGCUGUAGUACACACUAAAUAUUAG